CUUAAAACUAGCGAUACCAAAAAUCAUUAAAUCUGCAACUGGGGAAAUAUGUGCAAAUCUGGAUGAGGGUGAACUAAGACAAAACUUGUAACAGUUUGGAUGGUAAGAAAUACUUGCUUGUCUUAGAUGAUGUUUGGAACGAAGAUCCUCAAAAAUGGUCGUUGUUGAAGCCUCUGUUAUCAAAAGGUGCGUUUGGAAGUAAAAUCUUAGUAACCACCCGUAGUCAACGUGUUGUUGAGAUUAUGGGUACAGUUACUCCAUACAACCUAACUCUUCUGGGUCAAAGGGAUUGUUUGUCGUUGUUUUACAAGUGUGCAUUCAAGGAAAGGCAAAUGGAGUUGUAUCCAAAUUUAGUUGAAAUUGGGAAAGAUAUAGUGGGAAAAUGCAAGCAAAUUCCUUUGGCAGUGAUUAACUUGGGGACUCAACUGUAUGGUAAAACUGAUGAAAAAGAGUGGGGAUCGGUGAGAGAUAGUGACAAGUGGGAGGAGAAGGGAGAUGGUAUUUUACCUGCUUUGAAGAUAAGUUAUCAACGACUGCCGACUCACUUGAAAAGAUGCUUUCUUUAUUCUUCCAUUUUUCCAAAAGAUCAUCUCUUCUCGGAUCUUGAAUUGGUUCAAUUUUGGAUGGCGCAUGGACUCAUUCAAUCAUCAAAUCCAAAUGAGAACUUGGAAGAUGUUGGCUUGCGUUAUGUGCGUGAGUUGAUCUCAAAAUGUUUCUUCCAAGAUUACGAGGAUUGGAUUUUUGGAGCUUUAUUUAAAAUGCAGGAUUUAAUGCAUGAUCUUGCAUCAUCAUUGGCUCAAAAUGAGUUUUCAAUCAUAAGAUCUCAAAACCAUCAAAUUUCCAAAACAACCCGUCAUUUGUCAAUUCUUGACACUGAUUCAUUUUUUCACCAAACUCUUCCUAAUUUCACAAAUAAAUUAACUCAUGUGCGGUCAAUACUCUUUGCAACUGGCCUAGAGGCUCCUAGAUGCAAAGCAGACUUUGAGAAAUGCUUGUCAGAAUUUAAGCAUUUGCGGUCUUUGGAAUUAAUGGAUGGUUCUGAAUUUGAGGUUUUGCCAGAGAAGAUUGGUGCCUUGAAAACAUUUGAGAUAUCUCAGUUUUGCCGGGUGUUCAAAAAUGAAAAGACUCCCAAAAUCCAUUUUCAAAUUACAGAAUUUGCAAGCUCUGCUUAUAGGUGCAAAAGGAUUAGAAGAGCUGCCCAAAGAUAUGAGGUACAUGAUCACCCUUAGAUUCUUAUUUCUGGUCACUAAUCAGAAGCGGUUCCUAAAAGGUGGGAUUGGGUGCUUGGAGUGUCUUCAAACUUUAUUUGUUGUUCGAUGUAAAAAUCUCGAAUUUUUUUGCGACGAUAUGCAAGGUCUUAGAAGUCUUCGUAAAUUGGUUAUUGCUGGAUGUGAAAGUCUAAUUCUUUGCCGCAAAGCAAGAAAUCCCUAACUGCACUAGAGGAAUUGUAUAUUUGCCAUUUGUGAAAAGCUUGAUUUGAUAAUGACAGAAGAAGAAAAAGAAAAAAAAAUCCAACUACUUUCCCUUCGGAUUGUAUUUUUUGGAUGGUUAACAACAACAAUUACACUACCAAAACAGCUUCUUCAAGGAUCUACGAACUCCUUACAAACAUUUAUCAUCGGAGAUUGUCCAAACAUUGAAGAAUUGCCAGAGUGCGUCGGAAAUUUAAAGAAACUUCAAAAACUACAGAUCAGACAUUGUCCAAGGUUAGGCAAAAGGUGCCAAAGGGGAACGGGAGAAGAUUGGCCGAAGAUCGCUCAUAUCCCUAGAAUCGAGGUUGACCUUGAUGACAGUUAAUUAGGGUGAGAUUCACAUGGAACUCCUUUAGCUUUACCAGAGAAAAGGAACAAGGCAGCCUUUCACUGGUGUUUUUGCUGAUGGUUAUUCGGAGACUUCGAUGUAUCCAGUGUUGUUGCUGACAAUUUAGUUUGUUCCAAUAAAGAUGAUGAACGUUUUCUGGAGAUUAAUUUCCAUUAUCUUUGUGCUUUCCUCGGAGUUCCUGCUAGUAAAUUAUCUGUUGUUGCUACGAUUUCCAAUCCUUGUGCCCUGGCCUAAUUGCUUACGACAUUCCCGCAUUUGUUCUUGAUGUUACCUGCAUUCAGUUUAUUUGCUGAUCACGGAGUUUGCUCUCUCGUUGUUGAUCUUUGGUUUGGUUUCUUGAGCAAAUGUAAAAGUUAUUUCAUAUAUUCGAGCAACCAUGCCAUGGAAGUUACCCAACCGGAAGGGCCAAACACUCCACUAGUUUGUUAGCAUGACGGUCGAGAAAUAUGUGAAGAAGCUCAUUUGGACCAUCAAUCUCCAUUCUCUCCCGAUUCCCAGAUACGACAAUAUCUCAUAAUGUUCAUAUCCAUAUAAAUUCGACAGCUGAUCUCAGGACAUAGGCUGCCUCUUCCAAACUGACAUGUUCGUUAGGGAACAUGUAAGUGUCCUGCAUUUCAUUCUUAGUAGUGUAUAUAACAAGAAACCAAGAGUCUUUGUUUUCCCAGUUCCUGGAAAAAUCCCAUAGUAAUUUGACAGUAUUCUGAUGACAGCAUCCAGUUCUGGUAAUGCAGCUUAAACCUGCUGCUUGUUGCUAGUCAUUUCAACUAAAAGAUGGUAGUAUGUCCCUUAUGCUCUGAAGAGGAAACACCACUAUUUUCACUAGAAGAGCAGAUGACAACAAUGUGGUGAAGUAUGAACAUAAACAAGAAUGACGUUAGAAUUUUGUUCUUCAAUGGCAGAUAGUUGAACGCUUCAGCCCAAAAUAUAUUUGCAGAGAUGCUACGCUUCAGCCCAAAUUUUUCAUCUAU
Populus euphratica (Euphrates poplar) is the source of this 2789-nucleotide messenger RNA. RefSeq names its product disease resistance protein RGA2-like. The transcript is spliced from 3 exons. NCBI's taxonomy places the organism in Eukaryota, Viridiplantae, Streptophyta, Magnoliopsida, Malpighiales, Salicaceae. Gene Ontology annotation, biological process: defense response to other organism. The record is from RefSeq and is a predicted model, not a curated record. Gene Ontology annotation, molecular function: ADP binding. Bases 243 to 1229 code for a protein of 328 amino acids.